Pseudoliparis swirei is the source of this 1216-nucleotide messenger RNA. Its product is annotated as succinate dehydrogenase [ubiquinone] iron-sulfur subunit, mitochondrial-like. Gene Ontology annotation, molecular function: 2 iron, 2 sulfur cluster binding; electron transfer activity. The coding region runs from base 94 to 939 and encodes 281 amino acids. The record is from RefSeq and is a predicted model, not a curated record. Gene Ontology annotation, biological process: tricarboxylic acid cycle; aerobic respiration; respiratory electron transport chain. NCBI's taxonomy places the organism in Eukaryota, Metazoa, Chordata, Actinopteri, Perciformes, Liparidae. The transcript has 8 exons. Gene Ontology annotation, cellular component: mitochondrial membrane.
CGCACAGGGCAGGACUUUGAGUGGUUUUGUUAGUUGCGGCAAGAGAAGACAAACAAAGUGAGCCCUAGUCUAGUCUUGGUCUAACUUUGAAAUAUGUCGGCGGUCGGCGGUGCCUUGUAUCGACAUGUUUUGGCCGUGAGGAACUCCGGCAUGAUGGUGAUGGUACGGCAUGCUCAGACGGCCGCUGCCCCGGCACCCAAAGCCCGUAUCAAGAAGUUUCAGAUUUACCGAUGGGACCCAGACACCGCUGGAGACAAACCGCGAAUGCAGACAUAUGAAAUUGAUCUCAACACUUGCGGCCCAAUGAUUCUGGACGCCCUCAUUAAGAUCAAGAAUGAGAUCGACCCCACGCUCACAUUCAGACGCUCCUGCCGUGAAGGGAUCUGCGGCUCGUGUGCCAUGAACAUAAAUGGAGGCAACACGCUGGCAUGCCUGAACAAAAUUGACUCCAACACAAGCAAGCCCUCAAAAAUCUACCCGCUCCCACACAUGUAUGUGGUCAAAGAUCUGGUGCCUGAUAUGAGCAACUUCUAUGCCCAGUACAAAUCCAUCGAGCCCUACCUGAAAAAGAAGGACGACACUCAAGAAGGGAAGGAGCAGUAUUUCCAGUCGGUGGAAGACCGGCAAAAACUGGACGGCCUGUACGAGUGCAUCCUGUGCGCUUGCUGCAGCACCAGCUGUCCCAGCUACUGGUGGAACGAAGACAAAUACUUGGGACCUGCUGUCCUCAUGCAGGCCUACCGGUGGAUGAUCGACUCCCGCGAUGAAUUCACAGAGGAACGUCUGUCUAAGCUUCAGGACCCCUUCUCUCUCUACCGCUGCCACACGAUCAUGAACUGCACCAAGACGUGUCCAAAGGGACUCAACCCGGGGAAGGCCAUCGCAGAGAUAAAGAAGAUGAUGGCCACCUACAAGGAGAAGAAAGCAGGGGCUUCAUGAACGUGUGAAAAUUCAGAUCCACUAAUACAACCUAGAACAAAAUUACUCUUAAAGGGAAGAGAAGAGCAAAUCAAGGAACACUCAGCACCUUUUCAUCAUUUAUAUUACAUUUGGAGGAAUGUGAAUAGACGUGUGCCAAACAGGAUUUGAUGAGUUAGAGGCUGCUGGAAAGAACUGUUCAAACAAAUAUAUUUGGUGUGGUGCAACAAGUUGGGAGAUGCUAAUGGAACUGUAAAUAUUCAACUAUGUGUUUAUUAAAGAUGUGCUAGGCUCAUGA